CAUAUUUGGACUAAGCUAAGCGGAGACCUUCGCUUCUUCCGGUUCUGCGCCCCCAUCCUUUCUCCCGGCCCCUCCUACCGCCGGCCCCAGGGGCUCGGCGAGACUAACCGUCAGACUGAAAACCCGGCUGCCGAGCCCCGCCCUCCAGCCCCGGCUGCUCGCUAGGGUAGACCCGAGGCAUAGCCCUCACCCCCCGGCAGUGGGCUAGCGGGCGAGCGGGCGGCCAAGUCCUCCCCCGCAAUCCUCGCCCUUCCGUGUCUCCGCCCCCGCGGCCACUGCACGGCCCGCUCGCAGCCAGUUCCGGGUGGUGGAUACACCAACCGGAACUCCCCGCCCCCUGUCGCGACCCGGUGGUCGUAGGUGGCUGGAGUGAGGAGGGAGAGGGGGCGGGGGCCGCGUUAGGGGGUGCCGAGACGUCGAGGACCCUGAAGGCGGGGUAUUGGGGCGACCCACGGGGCGGGGUGGGGAGGUGGGGAAACAGCCUUUAAGCAGUCCCACUUCUGUGCCAGUCACUGAACUGGGCUCUUGACGAGCAUCAUCUCUUAAUCCUCAGAACAUCCCGGGGAGCUCCCCAGGGUCCUGUAUCCUAGGCCAUGAGUGAACUGAAGGACUGCCCCUUGCAGUUCCAUGACUUCAAGUCUGUGGACCACCUAAAAGUUUGUCCACGCUACACGGCAGUGCUGGCCCGCUCUGAGGAUGAUGGCAUCGGCAUCGAGGAGCUGGACACUCUGCAGCUGGAACUUGAGACCCUGCUUUCCUCUGCCAGCCGGCGCCUGCGAGUGUUGGAGGCUGAAACCCAGAUCCUCACUGACUGGCAGGAUAAGAAAGGUGACCGACGAUUCAUGAAGAUGGGUCGAGACCACGAGCUUGGGGCUCCCCCCAAACAUGGGAAGCCCAAGAAGCAGAAACUGGAAGGGAAGGCAGGGCAUGGACCGGGCCCUGGCCCCGGGCGACCUAAAUCCAAAAACCUUCAGCCCAAGAUCCAGGAAUAUGAAUUCACUGAUGACCCAAUUGAUGUGCCACGGAUCCCCAAGAACGAUGCCCCCAACAGGUUCUGGGCUUCAGUGGAGCCCUACUGUGCUGACAUCACUAACGAGGAGGUGCGCACGCUAGAGGAGUUACUGAAACCCCCAGAAGAUGAGGCUGAACAUUACAAGAUCCCGCCCCUGGGAAAGCACUACUCCCAACGCUGGGCACAGGAGGACCUGCUGGAGGAGCAGAAGGACGGAGCCCGGGCCGCAGCUGUGGCUGACAAGAAGAAAGGCCUCAUGGGGCCACUAACUGAACUCGACACUAAAGAUGUGGAUGCCCUGCUGAAGAAGUCUGAGGCCCAGCAUGAGCAGCCCGAAGAUGGAUGCCCAUUUGGUGCCCUGACACAGCGCCUCCUGCAGGCCUUGGUGGAGGAAAAUAUUAUUUCCCCUAUGGAGGACUCUCCCAUUCCUGACAUGUCCGGGAAAGAAUCAGUGGCCGAUGGGGCAAGCACCUCUCCCCGAAAUCAGAACAAGCCUUUCAGUGUGCCCCACACCAAGUCCUUGGAGAGCCGCAUCAAGGAGGAGCUGAUCGCCCAGGGCCUGCUGGAGUCUGAGGAUCGCCCCGCAGAGGACUCGGAGGACGAGGUCCUCGCUGAGCUGCGCAAACGACAGGCCGAGCUGAAGGCACUCAGUGCCCAUAACCGCACCAAGAAGCAUGACCUGCUGAGGCUGGCAAAGGAGGAGGUGAGCCGGCAGGAGCUGAGGCAGCGAGUCCGAAUGGCAGACAAUGAGGUCAUGGAUGCCUUCCGCAAGAUCAUGGCUGCCCGGCAAAAGAAGCGGACUCCCACCAAGAAGGAGAAGGACCAGGCCUGGAAGACUCUGAAGGAGCGGGAGAGCAUCCUAAAGCUGCUAGAUGGGUAGCCCUCACCCCCACCUCAGGCUCACUUCCCCUGGCCUGGGAAGAAAGGGGAGGGAGCCCACUUCCUUCUCUGGGCGGCUGGAAGCCUCAGCUUAUGGCUGACUUGUCAGAUGUCAUAUGGCAGCAGUCUCUAGAGGACGCAGCCUUUCCCUGAGGUCCUUCGGCCUAGCUCUGUGCAGCCCGGACACGGGAGGCCCAGCUGGCCUGGCCUGGAGCCAAGUCUCCGCUUGGUCCCAAAGAAGAGGGAGACAACAUUUCUGGGCCUUUCUCUCCUCCCUCCUUCCCAUCCCCCAGCCCUCCACCCCUACCUGUCUCUCCCUCAAGGACUUCUCCUUUGUGGUUUUGUAAAGUGCAAAUUUAAGAAUAAAGUAACUGCUGUGUUUUUUU
Molecule: messenger RNA, 2277 nt
Organism: Pipistrellus kuhlii (Kuhl's pipistrelle)
Lineage: Eukaryota; Metazoa; Chordata; Mammalia; Chiroptera; Vespertilionidae
Gene: TADA3
Product: transcriptional adaptor 3
Exons: 9
Coding region: 594-1892 (432 amino acids)
Biological process (GO): regulation of transcription by RNA polymerase II
Cellular component (GO): SAGA complex
Molecular function (GO): transcription coactivator activity
Source: RefSeq, a predicted model, not a curated record